This is a messenger RNA of Episyrphus balteatus (marmalade hoverfly), 2329 nucleotides long. RefSeq names its product protein crooked neck (gene crn). Gene Ontology annotation, molecular function: protein binding. The record is from RefSeq and is a predicted model, not a curated record. The coding region runs from base 103 to 2280 and encodes 725 amino acids. The transcript is spliced from 2 exons. Lineage: Eukaryota; Metazoa; Arthropoda; Insecta; Diptera; Syrphidae. Gene Ontology annotation, cellular component: U2-type catalytic step 2 spliceosome; Prp19 complex; precatalytic spliceosome. Gene Ontology annotation, biological process: spliceosomal complex assembly; mRNA splicing, via spliceosome.
AAGUGUCAAAACAGCAAUAAAAGUUUUGGUGGUUUUUGUGUUUUUUCUCAACUCAAACGUAUUUUGUAUAAAAUUUCUAAUAAAUAAAUAAAAUCAAAAACCAUGGAAAAAUCACAGAAAAUGCCCAAAGUAGCAAAGGUAAAAAACAAAGCGCCAGCCGAAGUACAAAUCACCGCAGAACAACUGCUCCGCGAAGCCAAGGAACGUGACUUGGAAAUCCUUCCACCUCCACCAAAGCAGAAAAUCUCCGAUCCAGCUGAAUUAGCUGAUUAUCAACAACGAAAACGAAAAGGCUUCGAAGAUGCUCUCCGCAAAAAUCGCAUGGUUGUCAGUCACUGGAUUAAAUACGCACAAUGGGAGGAAUCACAGAAAGAAAUCCAAAGAGCUCGUUCGAUCUGGGAACGUGCUCUUGACAAUGACCACCGUAACAUCACCAUAUGGCUUAAAUACGCCGAAAUGGAAAUGAAGAACAAACAAGUCAACCAUGCAAGAAAUUUAUGGGAUCGUGCUGUCGUCAUUAUGCCAAGGGUCAAUCAGUUUUGGUACAAGUACACGUAUAUGGAAGAAAUGUUAGAAAAUGUAGCUGGAGCACGUGCAGUCUUCGAACGUUGGAUGGAAUGGCAGCCAGAAGAGCAGGCCUGGCAAACUUAUGUUAACUUUGAAUUGCGCUACAAAGAAAUCGAUAGAGCUCGAACUAUUUACGAACGAUUCGUCUAUGUCCACCCUGAUGUGAAGAACUGGAUUAAGUUUGCUCGGUUCGAAGAGAACCACGGAUACAUUCGAGGUGCACGUUCUGUAUACGAACGUGGAGUAGAGUUCUUUGGUGACGAGUACAUUGACGAGAAGCUUUUCAUUGCUUUCGCCAAGUUCGAAGAGAAUCAAAAGGAGCACGAUAGAGCAAGGGUAAUCUAUAAGUACGCUCUAGACCAUUUGCCGAAAGAACGCACUAAAGAGCUUUACAAGGCGUAUACAAUUCAUGAGAAGAAAUACGGUGACCGAGCAGGCAUCGAGGAUGUCAUUGUUUCGAAAAGAAAGUUUCAAUACGAACAAGAAGUGGCGGAAAACCCUCAAAACUACGAUGCAUGGUUCGAUUACUUGCGACUGAUUGAAGGCGAGGGUGACUUUGCAAAUAUUCGAGAGACUUAUGAACGUGCGAUAGCCAAUGUGCCGCCGGGAAAGGAAAAGAACUUAUGGAGACGAUACAUCUAUCUUUGGAUAAAUUAUGCUUUGUUUGAGGAACUGGAAGCUGAUGAUGAGACACGGACUCGACAAAUUUAUCGAACGUGUUUGGAAUUGAUUCCGCACAAGAUCUUCACCUUUAGCAAGGUGUGGUUGCUAUAUGCACAGUUUGAAAUUCGGUGCAAGCAAUUGCAGCAAGCCCGAAAAACUUUGGGUAUGUCGAUUGGAAUGUGCCCUCGAGACAAACUCUUUCGGGGAUAUAUUGAGUUGGAAAUUCAAUUGCGUGAAUUCGAUCGAUGUCGGAUUUUGUACGAGAAAUUCCUUGAAUUCGGUCCAGAGAACUGUGUGACUUGGAUGAAAUUUGCCGAACUGGAGAAUCUUCUUGGUGAUACAGACAGGGCUAGGGGUAUAUUUGAAUUAGCGGUGCAACAGCCAAGGUUGGAUAUGCCAGAAUUACUUUGGAAGGCAUAUAUUGAUUUUGAAGUGGCUCAGGGAGAGACAGAACUUGCAAGGCAGUUAUAUGAACGACUUUUGGAGCGAACGCAUCAUGUCAAAGUGUGGAUGUCGUAUGCAAAGUUUGAACUGUCGUCGAAUGAGGGCAGUGAGGACGGCGAUGAGGAUAUGAAUGUGAGACUUGCCAGGCGAGUUUAUGAGCGAGCAAACGACACCUUACGACAAACAGGUGAUAAGGAGUCAAGAGUUCUAUUGUUGGAAGCAUGGCGUGACUUUGAAAAAGAAAGCGGUAAUGUAGAGACUUUGGAUAAGGUGAUGGAGAAGAUGCCACGAAGAGUUAAGAAGCGCCAGAAGAUUGUUUCGGAUACAGGUGCCGAGGAAGGCUGGGAAGAGAUUUUCGAUUAUAUCUUCCCCGAAGAUGAAAUGUCCAGACCGAAUCUUAAACUUUUGGCAGCAGCGAAAAUGUGGAAAAAGCAAAAAGAAGUUCUUCCAGAGGUGCCAGCGAAUGAAGAACAAACUGAAAAAAAUGAUAACACAGGUGCAAAUGCAGAUGAAGAUGAAAAAAGUGACGAUGAGAGUGUGUCAUCAGUCAGCGAUAGUGAAGAUGAAGAAAUGCGAGAUAUUUUGGAGGAAAAUAAAGGUGAAUAAAACAAUAUAUAUUUUUUUUUAACUUUUCUUUCAAUAAAAAACCAAUAAA